Molecule: messenger RNA, 2133 nt
Organism: Saccoglossus kowalevskii
Lineage: Eukaryota; Metazoa; Hemichordata; Enteropneusta; Harrimaniidae
Product: probable serine/threonine-protein kinase MARK-A-like
Source: RefSeq, a predicted model, not a curated record
AUGGCUCUGCAAACGUACACCUAUGAGGAGAAGUAUUUCCCUUGUGCCAGCACUGAAGUGGAAGAAUGUCGACGCCAUGGAUACGAAUUGACGGACAAGACGUUGGGCAGCGGUGCUUACGCCAAAGUGAAGCUAGCAUAUGCUUCAGAGUCCAAGAUAGUGAGAAAUGCAAAGCUGACGAACGACCUUUCAAGAAAAGGAAACUCCAUGGUUGCCAUCAAAAUUAUAUGCCGAAAAGACGCACCUCCAGACUACAUUAAUAAAUUUAUGCCAAGAGAAAUCGAAGCUUUAAAAACAACAUAUAGACACGAAAACCUGAUUCAGUUAUAUGAAUAUUUUCGAACCGAGUUGAGAAUAUAUCUUAUUAUGGAAUUUGCCGCAAGUGGUGACAUGUUAGAAUUCAUCAAUAAUACAUCCCUCAAGAAUGGACUCGGUGGAAUUGGUGAAGAACUGUCAAGAAGACUGUUUAGACAAUUAGUUUCUGGAAUUCUGCACUGUCAUCAACUGGACGUGGUUCAUAGGGAUUUGAAAUGUGAAAAUAUUUUACUGGAUGAAUAUAAGAAUAUAAAACUUCUCUCUCUUACUAUUGGUGAUGAAAACAACUGUUUUCCAUUGCUUGUUUUAUUUAUGUGUGAACAACACUGCAAUUUUGGAUUUGCUACUCGCAUUCCAAACAACAAGUCUCAUCUACUGAAGACCUUUUGUGGCUCAUACGCAUAUGCAGCACCGGAAAUAUUAACAGCGACGCAUUACGAUGGAAAACUGACUGAUAUAUGGAGUCUAGGUAUUAUUCUGUUUGCUAUGGUGAAUGGUAAACUUCCGUUCAGCGAUAACAACUUGAAAUCAUUAAUCGAACAAACAAAACAAAAAUUAGAAUUUAAGCCUUGGAUUACAAACGAAUGUCAGGAUCUUGUUUGUCGUCUUCUUAGAGUCAAACCACUAGCCAGACUAAAAGCGCAUGAAAUCCUACGCCAUCCAUGGUUGAUGAAAAACAAUCCCAGAAAUGACAGAAUCAAGAAAAUUCGAUGUGCAAUACUCCAAAAUCAAUCAAAUGAAGAUAUUAGCAUUGAGGAUAUUGAAGAUGACGACGAAGAAGAAAUAGAUAUUGACGAGUAUCUUGAAAGUAAUGGAGAGAAUCUGGUUACAAAAACACCAAGUUUCUCUAUGUUUAGAGCUCCACGAAGUCCAAAGAAAAGAGUCACAAACUCACCAGCUACAAAUGCCGAAAAAACCAAUAUUGCACACUAUCAUGAGUUUGUAUUGAACAGUGAAAAAGCACUCCGGUGUACGCCUAUUCUAAAUCCAUCUCACCCAAAAGAAAAACCUGUCAAAAUGGAGAAGGUAGUAGCAUCAAAACCCAAAACGAGAGUCAUAAUGACAAAAUUGUUAGCAGAAAAGAAAAAACAAGCAAGUAAGCUCUGUGAUCAAAACAUAAUGGAUACCAAAGCAGCUGGUGAAAGUUUCCUAGUGAAAAACAUUUACCAGAAAGCAGAAGUCAAAGAGAAGAAAGAAAAGAACGAAACAGAACAAGAAAAAUUGAGAGAAAGAAAGCGACGUGAAAUGAGACGCAAGCUACUUGGAAUACCUGUGUUAUAUGGGCAAUACAGAGAUCUGUUGAGACCAAAAACCCAGGAGCAGUUAUCUAAGAUGAUUGGUUCAGUUAAAGGGAAAGGACCUGUUUCACAAAGUAAAGUCAUCGGCGCACCCAAUCAACAUAAGGGAAGCAUACUUCCACCAUUACUGAAACAGAAAGGAGAUGAAGCCAACACCACUACAUUUAGGUACACGUACUCAAAAAAAAACAACGAAGAUGUACAAAAUAAAAAUAAAGCCAAGACUAAGGUGACACUAGUGCAGUUAAAAAGCAACAAUUCGCAACUACCGAGCAAAACCCAGGAUGUAUUUCUAAACUAUAAAGCCAGGCAGGUGAGGGAAAAACAGUGUCAAAGUGUGACAAACAAUUCACCAACUUCAAAGUUUUAUUCAAACUCGCAACAGAUUUAUGCAGGAAGUAUCUCUGAACAUGGACAGUGUGCUAAGAAGGCCACCAGAAAGUGCCUUUAUCAGAAAACCAAAGUGCAGGGAAAGUUUCCUAAACUUUACAUGCAAAGAGCCAAGGUUGUGGUAAACUGA